Messenger RNA from Ceutorhynchus assimilis (cabbage seed weevil), 922 nucleotides. The record is from the annotation of a GenBank genome assembly. NCBI's taxonomy places the organism in Eukaryota, Metazoa, Arthropoda, Insecta, Coleoptera, Curculionidae.
AUUGUCAAAAUUUACUAUUUGUCACACACCUCACAAAAUUCUGCUGUGAUCAAAUGCUCAAAACCCCAAAAAUAUGAGAUCAGUUGGUAAAUUUAUCCAUUAUCUUUGUCAACCAAUUCGUUUGAAGACAAGGCCUGCUUGCCUAUUGGCCCAUACUCGUCAGAGCCACCACAAAUCGUGUUCUAAGCAAGUGAAAAAAGUAAAAAAUCCAUCAGAAUGUUUGGAACCCUGCAAAGGGCCCGGAAAAAAAUCCCUCUGGGGCAUUUUUGGGGGUAGCAAUAAGCCCCCGCAGGAAAAGAAACCGGUUAGAGAGUACGAACAUGUAGAAAUUGUUAGCGAAGAACAAGCGGAAAUGGACAUGAAAAAAAUCGCCGAAAUGGGUGGUGAAGUGUACAGUACUUGUGGUACAGCCUACAUUUUGCAACAGGACCAUUACCAACAGCCUAAACCAUAUAGGCCCAGCAACGAAGAUAUCAUUUUGGAAGAAAUGAUGAAAGAUCCUUCAUUGAAAGGACAAUGCGAUCCGAUGCCAGCUUAUGAAACAGUUGCACUCAGAAUGAUUAACUUGAAUGAUAGACGAUUACAUCCUCUGUAUAAAAAAUUGAUGACGAUUCCGAGAAAACCUAAACCAGUAAUAUCGUCUAAACCGAAAACAGACACCAAACUGUCCAAUCCAGCCAGUUCGUAUCAAACCCGUAGUGGUCCAGUGAAACCGGAAGAUUAUCCUGCCCACUUGAAAAUUAACAAGGAAAUGUUGCAGAAAAAGAAUAUCAUGUGCGAAUUCAAAAGGGCCGAGCCUCCGCAGCAAAUGUUGGGCAGAAUGGUGGAGAUAAAGCAAAACGAGAGGCCGACAUUGAUGGAACCCCCCAAAAAUAUUGUGGAAGUAUUGAGAAAUAACUAAUGGAUGAUUUUUAUGUUUUUU